AUGCCCACUUCUGCCGAUGAGGGCAGCAGCCCCCCGGCCGACCCUUCGGCCGACAUCAAUGAUGCAGACGACCACGAGUCCUCCUCCUCAGGGAGCUCUUACAUAGGCAGCGACGCUCCUGCCGUGCCGAAUUUCAAUUGUCCAUGGAGGACAGAAGAGUUUCAUGACGAAGAGUGCUCGAGAUACUUUGACUGUCCGACACACCUCGUCGAACGUCGUCUCUCUGAGUCCGGGUCGUUGAGUCAGCGGGAAGAUACGGUUGGACCCGGGCACGAUGAUGUCCCAUCCUCCGGUAAUGAGCAAAGAAGCUCCGACAGCGAACAUGUGUCAGACACUAGCUCUCUUGAACAGGAAAGGGCCUCGAGGUCGACAUCCCCUGUCCAGCAGUCAGAAGAGGAACCACGCUACCGCGAUCCUGCAUCUGCAUCUGCACCUACUCUCCAGAAUACAAGCGGCGAUAUCACGAGCACAAAUCCCGAACCAGCUGCUUCCAAUCCCGUCCUCUUACUACCCACCCGAAAUGCGAGCCUCCCUCACCCUACUACGAGCGCAUCCCAAACUGUCGACGCCAGUCAACAUUACCGCCGCUUUCCGAGUCCUCCACUCCCGCCAAUUCCCCAGCAGAGGAGUCGUCCAAGCACUUUAGAGUUGCCUUCCUCCUCGCAUAACCGGGGAGAUCCUCUGGGUUCUGGCACGUUCGCAUCGGGAUCUAACUAUCAAGAACCCCCGGAGAUCAUUCUACCUCGAUGGCAGCCCGACUCUGACGUCACUUUCUGUCCAAUCUGCCGCUCACAAUUUAGCUUCUUUGUUCGCAAGCACCAUUGCAGAAUCACCAUUCCAUACCAGUACAUCGUGCGGCCGCCUAGCCAAGUGCGCAUGUCCCAGUUGUACUUUGGUGAGGACGGCUUACCCUACGGUGAUGGAGGAGAGCGCAGCAUUAUGGGUAAUGCGCUGAGCGACCCUUACUCACGUGGUCGAAGCGUUACAAUGAACUACCCCGCCGCCUCGGGGUCUAGACGCCCCUUCACGUCGACGGAGAACCAGAUUCUCGCCGGUACCCCGCCUGUCUACUAUUCAUCAUCGGCAUCGGCAUCGACAUCCCAGCACCCUUCUUCCCGGAUGAGGUACCGCGCGGUCAGGGAUUCUGCGACCGCAUCUUCCUCAAGCCAAAGAGCAUUACCGCCCACUCCGCAAAUUCCGGAGGAGGACGAAUGUCCGGUCUGCCACCGAGAGUUGCCGUCUCGCACCCUCCCUAACUUUGAGGCGUUGCGAGAAUCGCAUAUUACCUCUUGCAUUGCCUCUCAUAGUGCCUAUGGAAGUAGUACUAGCGCCGCGGGCGAGGGCGGCGGAUCUCCUGGAGACGGGACGGCCCUCGCUUCCCCCAGGUCCAUAAGACGAACGGGCAUGUUCCCAUACCUAGCGACAGAAAAGGACUGCGUCGACUCGGCCGAGUGCACGAUCUGCCUCGAGGAAUUCGAGGUUGGCGUGCCCAUGGCGCGACUGGAGUGUCUCUGUCGUUUUCACCGGAGGUGCAUAUCAGCAUGGUUUGUUAACCACCCUGGUCGUUGCCCCGUUCACCAGCAUGAUAGUUACGGUUAUUGA
Scedosporium apiospermum is the source of this 1602-nucleotide messenger RNA. RefSeq lists its product as uncharacterized. The coding region runs from base 1 to 1602 and encodes 533 amino acids. The record is from RefSeq and is a predicted model, not a curated record. NCBI's taxonomy places the organism in Eukaryota, Fungi, Ascomycota, Sordariomycetes, Microascales, Microascaceae. The transcript has 4 exons. Gene Ontology annotation, molecular function: metal ion binding.